GGCCCGUUGAGAUCAAUGGGGCCCCGACGCAGAACUUCACGCAAUCGUGCGGCCCCUGCUGCGCAUAAGUGUCGCUUAAUUAUUUUUGUCUUGUCGUCUUUCAGGACCGUACGAGGCACAGAAGAAGCGAGAGAGAGAGAGGAGAUAUUUCUUCUCUACCCAGCUUUGUACUCCUCAAGCGAACGAAAGAGGAAGAGGAGCAGCUAUUCCGAUCGCACCAACCGUUCAGAUCAGACCGUACGAGGCACAGGACAAGAGAGAGAGCAGACUCAUUCUUUCUCUACCAAGCUGUCUACUCCAAUCGCUCAAGCGAACGAAAGAGGAAGAGGAGCAGCGAUUCCGAUCGCACCAACCAUGGACCAGAUCUUCCACGUCUAUUGCAUCGGGACGUUGGACACCAAACUCGAUGAGCUGUGCUUUCUCGCAGAUAAACUUCGAUGCUAUCUCGAUGCAUUCUCCAACAAUUCCACUUCGGUCAGGGUACAGGUUAAUAUUGUUGAUGUUUCAACUAGCAAUAAGAAAAUCGAACAUCUGGAAGGAUUUUCUUUGGUCUCUAGAGAGGCUAUCCUUUCAAGUUAUUCAGCUGUGGCAAAGCAACUACCAGAUGACAGGGGUAAAGCAAUUGCUGUUAUGGCCAGGGCUUUAGAAUGUUUUCUUAGAAAAGCUUAUGAGGACGGCAACCUUGGUGGAGCUGUAGGCAUUGGUGGCAGUGGAGGAACUUCAUUGAUUGCUCCUGCAUUAAGAUCUCUCCCUUUAGGGGUGCCAAAGAUGAUAGUAUCAACUGUUGCUAGUGGUCAAACAGAAUCCUAUAUUGGAACAUCCAAUUUGAUAUUAUUUCCAUCAGUUGUUGACAUAUGUGGUAUCAACAAUAUUAGCAGGCUUGUUUUGUCUAAUGCUGGGGCAGCUGCUGCUGGGAUGAUUUUUGCAAAUUUGUCUACAUCUGACAAUUCUACUGACAUGACUAAGAGAACAACUGUUGGCAUCACUAUGUUUGGAGUUACUACACCAUGUGUAAAUUUUGUGAAAGAAAGAUUGGCAAAAGAAGGAUUUGAGACGCUUGUAUUUCAUGCAACUGGGGUUGGUGGUAGGGCUAUGGAGGAUCUUGUUAGAGAGGGACUUAUACAGGGAGUCUUGGAUAUUACAACAACUGAAGUUGCUGACUAUAUAGUUGGAGGAGUCCUGGCCUGUGACAGUAAGAGAUUUGAUGUCAUUUUGGAAAAAAAUGUUCCUUUGGUUCUCAGCGUAGGUGCCCUGGAUAUGGUUAACUUUGGAGCUAAACAUACAAUACCUUCUGUAUUUCAGCUGAGAAAUAUUCAUAUUCACAAUGAAGAGGUUUCAGUUAUGCGAACAACUGUGGAGGAGAACAGGAAAUUCGCUAGGUUCAUAGCUGAUAAAAUCAACAAGUUAUCAUCACGAGUAUGCAUAUGCUUACCACAAAAAGGUGUGUCUGCUCUAGAUGCAAUUGGGAAGCCAUUUUAUGAUCCUGAUGCCACAACUGCUCUGAUAAAUGAAUUAGAGGAACUUGUUGAGAAAAAUGAAGAACGACAGGUGAAGGUGUAUCCAUACCAUAUUAAUGAUUCUGAAUUUGCAGAUGCAUUGGUUGACUCUUUUUUGGAGAUUUUCCCUAGAAGUAGAACACCACGACAAAGUGCAAAGAAACUAGAUAGCCAUAGUUUGAAAAUGGACACCAUGAACUUAAUGAAUUAUACAGGUGCACAAACCAUUUGGCGAGCUCCAAUGGAGUUCCCUGAUGCAAAACCAGGUUCUGUACUUUUUUCUGUUCUCAACUCCCAUAUGCACCAUGUGUAAAAAACAUAUAUUUAA
This is a messenger RNA of Zingiber officinale, 1824 nucleotides long. RefSeq names its product toMV susceptible protein tm-1(GCR26)-like. The record is from RefSeq and is a predicted model, not a curated record. Bases 16 to 1809 code for a protein of 597 amino acids. The transcript is spliced from 6 exons. NCBI's taxonomy places the organism in Eukaryota, Viridiplantae, Streptophyta, Magnoliopsida, Zingiberales, Zingiberaceae.